GUGUUAGUUGGAAACGGCGAGCUGCAAAAUGCUGCAUACCAGUAAUGCUUUCUCAGCACAAAGAUGAUGUCAAGAAAAGACCAAAAGCAGAGAGAGGUUUCAGUAAAAGUGGGUCAAGAACUGUGUUGAAAGAGACUGGUGUAUUUCUUCCAGUUGGUUCAGGUAUGGUUGAACAGAGACUUUUGGCAUCACCGAAUAGUUGUGUACACGAUUGAGCAUUAGUGGAAGUAAACACAUGAAAUGUUACUAUGUUUGUACACAUAUUCUUUUUCAGGUGUGUGUUCCAAAUGCAGAAAGAUUCUUGGAGAGGCCCUCGAGGAAAGUGAAGUUAUUUUCCAAAUUAAAGAAUUGACCUGGUAAGUAACUUUUCCUUUUAUUUGAGAGCAAUAAGAGACACAGUUUGAUGUGUGCCGAGCUACACAAGCCGAAAAGUCAAUAGUAUCCACUACCAGUUGAAAUAUUGGUUGUGUCUUAGGACGAGGUUAAAGAUACAUCUGUUCCUCAAGCCCAAAGUACACCAGCUGCAUUUGAUCUUUCCCUUUCUUCUUUGGAGACAAUGGAAAGAACCCUCUAUUCUCCAUCAAAAUACAGGGAUAGCCACAACUAUCACAUCCCAGGAUAGCAGAGCAUACAGUGAUGCAAAUCCAAUUGAUAAGCUGAACGAGUUCCUUCAGAGUAAAGAUGUUAGUCCAAUUAGAUAUCCUGUCAAGGUACCUUGGGAAGAAGCAGUGAGAGAACAGACGCCGCCACAUAGUAAGUCCAAGCAGGCGCUGCACCCAGAUCUAUUGUCAAGUAAUACCUAGGCUAUGCAGUGGAAACUAAUUCAAGGCACUUGGCCGAAGUACACUGCUUCAUAUUUUAUCGGUUUGUUCAGCCUCUGUGCGAAAAUCUUUGCAGGCCUCGACUACAUUAGCUCUGCAGGGGCACAAGCAUUUGAUGAUCUUAGCAUUGUAGUUGAUCAUCUUGGAGAGAAUUUAUGGGGAUGGAAUGGGCUAAAGAUCAGAAGACCGCCUUAAAUCUGCCAAACGCUACUUAAAAAGCGACUUUAAGGUAUAUCUGAAUAAUUACUUACCAUACAAUUAUACUGAGUAUAUAAUCGUCAGUACAUUUAUAAAAUGUUGUUCUUUUCUUGUAUACAAGGUACACAUAUCCAAAGAAUCCACCACUGCAGGAAGUACUCACUUAGUGAUCCAAAAGACAAAGAUUUCCAAACCAAAAGUGAUCACCACCACUUCGACACCUGUGACCGUUGCGAGUCGCUGUCACUGGUCUUGAAUGAAAUAAGUGGAGCAGUGGCUAAGAUGUCUGACAACAAUGUUUCGGUUGAUACAAAAGAAGAGCUGGAAUUUACUGUGAAGAAAGCUAAACAAGACAUACUAGAUGGAAGGCGCAUCUGCUGUGAAAUAUUAAUCAAGAUGAAGCACGACUUGACAUCAUUGAAGCUUUAA
Messenger RNA from Paramuricea clavata, 1448 nucleotides. The record is from the annotation of a GenBank genome assembly. Lineage: Eukaryota; Metazoa; Cnidaria; Anthozoa; Malacalcyonacea; Plexauridae.